AUGAACAAAACGACAGAAGUAAACGGCACGCAAUACACAUUACAGAUAUGGGAUACAGCCGGCCAAGAGCGAUUCAAAUCUCUCCGUACGCCAUUCUACAGGGGAACGGACAUUUGUAUUUUGGCUUACGCGAUUGACGACCGAAGCUCCUUCAACAACAUAAAAAUGUGGCUCAAUGAGUUCCUGCACUAUGCAGGCGUUAAGAAUGGUAUAGAGAAAUUCCCCUUCAUUGUUGUUGGUAACAAGUCAGACGUUUCGUCGAAAGACAGAGAAGUGUCACAUGAACAGCUGAGACAGUGGUGCGAGGACAAUAAGAUCACAACGUAUAUUGAAACUUCAGCAAAGACGGACAGCAAUGUAGUGGAAGCCUUCUCAAUGGCUGUACAAAGAUGGGCAGAUUUAGAACAGAAAGCGGAGAAGGAGCUAAGAAUGCUACACCAUCCUGAUACAGUGACUUUACACGGCUCGAACACGGUUUCGAGCUUUCGAGCGACAUGCUGCUCCCGAUUUAGCAGCGUA
Molecule: messenger RNA, 519 nt
Organism: Iphiclides podalirius (scarce swallowtail)
Lineage: Eukaryota; Metazoa; Arthropoda; Insecta; Lepidoptera; Papilionidae
Source: the annotation of a GenBank genome assembly